Molecule: messenger RNA, 417 nt
Organism: Chondrus crispus (carragheen)
Lineage: Eukaryota; Rhodophyta; Florideophyceae; Gigartinales; Gigartinaceae
Exons: 1
Coding region: 1-417 (138 amino acids)
Source: RefSeq, a predicted model, not a curated record
AUGGAACUGCCCUUGCGCAAAUGGCGCUGCGGCGCUGGUGCUGCGCAUGAAGGCUUCAUCGGGCGAGAUGGAGAUGUCCCAGUGCAGGGCUUUGACUCCUUUACAAACGUGUGUGGUUGCACGCAAGUGGUGACGGAGAUAGAAGCAGCGAGUGCGCUGCCAGACUCCGCGCCUGGCACGAUGGCUCCGGCCGACGAGCUGUGGCGUGGGGAUGUGCAUCCGCGGUUGCAAGGACAGGCGUCGACUUUAUCAUCGGCGGCCCCGACUGACAACUUUGCAUCGCAGACGGCCGCGGUGAGCAGCUCGUGGUCUGCGUCCGGGCUGCCGCAGCGGUUGCCCCAACCGGGACCAGCUUUUAUGACGCUGCCUCCAGCCAUGCAACAUUCAACAGAGUCGGGGCGGCCGGGGCAGGAGUAG